AUGGGGAAAACAGCUUCUGGCAUUGUCUUCCACUGGCGUCGACUCUGCUGGAGGAGGACAGGCCUUGCGUUUGCUGUACCCGCUGUGGCAGAACCUGGCCGAGUCCUGGUUACAUCAGAGUUGACGUGCAAGCAUUGUGUUCUUUGCCGUUGUUAUGUCAUCAAAAAGUUAAACCUUAAAAAUGCUUCCAACCGAGAGAGGAAAGCAGCAGAACAAGAGGCACAGUUGUUAUCCCAGCUGAAGCACCCGAACAUAGUCACCUACAGAGAGUCCUGGCAGGGGGAGGAUGGCCUGUUGUAUAUCGUUAUGGGCUUCUGCGAGGGAGGAGAUCUCUAUCACAAACUUAAAGAGCAGAAAGGCAAACUUUUGCCUGAGAAUCAGGUGGUGGAGUGGUUUGUCCAGAUUGCCAUGGCGCUGCAGUAUUUACACGAAAAGCACAUUCUUCACAGAGAUCUUAAAACUCAAAAUGUUUUUCUGACACGAACAAAUAUAAUCAAAGUGGGUGACCUGGGAAUAGCCAAAGUGCUGGAAAACCAAUACGACAUGGCCAGCACUCUCAUAGGCACACCGUACUACAUGAGCCCCGAGCUCUUUUCUAACAAACCCUACAACUACAAGUCUGAUGUUUGGGCGUUAGGCUGCUGCGUUUAUGAAAUGGCUACACUGAAACAUGCCUUUAAUGCUAAAGACAUGAACUCUUUGGUUUAUCGAAUCAUUGAAGGAAAGCUGCCACCUAUGCCGAAGGAUUACAGCCCACAGUUGGUAGAAAUAAUACGAACUAUGCUCAGUAAAAAACCCGAGGAAAGACCUAGUGUGAAAAGCAUACUACGACAGCCGUAUAUCAAGCACCAAAUUUAUUUGUUUUUGGAAGCCACGAAGGCGAAAGCAGCCAGAAGUCAUAAGAAAACAGUGAAUGCUAAACCGAAAGAUCCUUGUUCUGUGGUCGGAGUAAAGAGUGAGCCUCCUAGGACGAAUGUUACACACCAAAACCACUCUUUUAAGCAAGCCAGGAAAUAUAAAGUUAAUGAAGAAGACUGCAUGAUGAAGUCUAAAGCCACAAAACUUUGUCCCUCAGAGAAACUGGCUGUUGAGUUGGAAAGAAAACCAAGCAAUAAUGAUUUGAACAACCUGGGAGACUCCUUAGCUACAGUUAGUCAAGUGAAUAUUGAUAUCUUACCAUCUGAAAGGAUGAAGUGUGGAAGUGAGAAGUGUGGCAGUGAGCAUAUUCCAGAGAAUAAAGCAAAGUGUUUAAAUGUUCCAGGGAAUUCUAAAUUAACAUCCGGUAGCCCACCAAGUAAGGAAGAUGGACUACAGCAAAGAGCAAAGCAAGUUUUUAAAGCUGAAAAUGUUGAGUCUAAGGAGUCUUCUGUUGAUGCUGUAGAAGAAGAUGGUGACACUCUGAAACUUCUGCAGCCUGUAUCAAAAGACAAAGAGCAAACUGACCUGAGUUUGGAUUCCACUGAAAAGCUGCUAGUACCAUUUGUUCCUGUUGUAAUUCAAGAUGACGUCGGUGAUGGAGCUUUGGGAAAUGCUCAGGAAAAAAUUACCUCCCAUUUGCAGCCUCAUAGUUCUGUCAGUGAACCCUCUCUCUCAUGGCAGCGACAGCAGAAGAAAAGAGAGCUAGCCGAAGUCUGUUCAGAGAAGUUCAGAGCAGCUGCCUCUCGGCCUUUACCUUUUCCUUCUGCUGUGAAUGUAAAGACAAGACAGAGGUGUGCAGAGCAGCAUGCUGCUGAAGUCUCUGAAUCUGUAAAUAGCACCAAAAGCAGUGAAGUUGCCAGUUCAAAGGAGCGGCCCUUGUCAGCAAGAGAACGAAGGAGGCUGAAGCAGUCUCAGGAGGAGAUGUUUCCCUCUGUGAUUCCAGCAAAACGAACGUCAAGUAGUGCAGUAGAUGAAGCAAAAUCACAUAUGGAAAAUCAUGUUAAAGUUGCUCAGUCCUCAUCAGAUCCCAGUAUUUCUCAGAGAAAGAGAGAAACCCAUUACCUGUCUGAUGAUGAGUUAAGCUCUUCUACAAGCUCUACAGAUAAGUCUGAUGGAGAUUCCAAGGAGAAAAAAAACAGCGUGAAUGAAAUGAAUGACCUGGUGCAGCUGAUGACAUGGACACUGAAAAUGGACUCUAAGGAGAACUCUGAAUGCUGUGUAACCUCGACUCCAGCCCCAGAGUUUAAGCUUCAUAGAAAAUAUCGAGACACUUUAAUUUUGCAUGGAAAAUCACCUGAUGAAUCAGAGGAAUUAAAAUUUGAAGAGAUUUCUUCAGAUAUGUUAUCAGUUCCUGACAAGAUUAGGAGAAUGGUUGAAAUCCUGAGAUUUGAUGUAGUGCAAGGAUUGGGAGUGAAACUUCUUGAGAAGGUGUACAGCAUCAUGGAGGAAGACGAUGAAGUGAAAAGAGAGGUGAAUGUCUUUU
Molecule: messenger RNA, 2401 nt
Organism: Pterocles gutturalis (yellow-throated sandgrouse)
Lineage: Eukaryota; Metazoa; Chordata; Aves; Pterocliformes; Pteroclidae
Gene: NEK4
Product: NIMA-related kinase 4
Exons: 15
Biological process (GO): protein phosphorylation
Molecular function (GO): protein kinase activity; ATP binding
Source: RefSeq, a predicted model, not a curated record